AUGCAGCGAGACACAAGUCUACGAGAUCCCUUUGCGACCGAGGAUGAGUCAUCAGCAUCCGAGAUUGGUCGAGCGCCGGAGCGCCGUCUAAGAAUACCUCAGAAUCAGCUCCGCAAUGCCGAUGAGCGUUGCGAGAUACGGUCGCCACAGCCAGUACCAGGACCAGGGCUACCGCGCUCCAUAGCAGUGAGGACAGAGACUGCAGCCACAAGCAAGGACGCACCUGCUCCAGCUCCGUCUCUACGUCUAUCACUGGGCCUGCCUCGUAGUCGCACCAAAGCCCACAGUGGGCAGACUAGCGAUGCCACCAACAUAACCAGCACAGCGAGACAAGCGGAUGAUGCGGUGCGAAACACUGACUCAGACGCACUGCUAUCACGUCUCUCAGCUCUGAAGCUCGGCUACUUGCCUUCGGAGCCCUUUACACAGGAGUUUUCCUCCACAUUGCCGUCCAACGGUGGACAUCCUACAGGCCGAUCCGGCUUUCCUCAACCACAUCACCCCGGUUCUUCAAUACGGAGGUCCCCACUGAUCAACAUAGGCACUUAUCUUCGUUGUUCCACCAUCGAUGCCGAGGUUGAAUCGUUUUUACGGCAGGGCUGUGAGCAGAAGCAGAUCAUUUCAGUAGGAGCGGGGAGCGACAGUCGUUAUUGGCGGAUCAUGGCAGACACCGACUUGUCUAGACGCCUGCAUCACUAUGUGGAAAUCGACUUUGAAGAGAACACGAGCCAAAAGCUCUCGCGUAUCUUGAAAAGUCCGAUCCUGCGUGCGUCUCUGGACACAAAUUCGAGCGUUUAUGGGGUUCCCCUAAGUCAUCUUUCGCAGUUCAGUCUGGGCGUGCCAUGUCACACUGGAUCUGAAUCGCGGCAGUUUGACGUGAUUCGCUCAUCGAAAUACUCGCUGCUUGCUGCAGAUGUACGGAGUCUGCACCCUGAUACUCCAUCCGCUGAGCGCAUCGACUUGGAACACUUGCUGGGUCCAGCAAGCACGGGGCUGGAUUCAACCCUGCCAACCCUGAUCCUGUUUGAAUGUGUCUUGGCUUACAUUGCCCCAGACAGAGCCGACUGGCUCAUCCGACACCUCGGUCAACGCUUUGCUGCUGUUCAAGCACUGAGCUACGAUAUUGCGCUUGCUGGAGACGCGCAUCCCUCUGCAAAAGCGGUUGCCUGUGUAAGCAGCGAAAGCGAAAGCAGUGAAUGUGGCCAGACUGUCGGGACUGCCGACAGCGCCAUCUCCACUUCGACUACUGUCGCGUCUCCUGCUCCGCCAUCGCGCUUUGGUAGGGUCAUGCUGCAGAACCUUGAGAUGCGCAAACUCUCGCUUCCCGGAGCCAGAGCCUACCCCACGAUCCACGCACAAAGCCAACGUUUUGCCCAAGCCUGGUCCGAUAGCCAAGCAUUGCAGAUCGAGACGUCAGGCAGAAGCCUCUUUUCGAUCUGGUCGGACCUGGGAGCGGAACAAAGGAGCAGGCUCUCAAGACUCGAAGGUCUCGACGAGGUCGAAGAGAUCGACAUGCUGCUGCAACACUAUUGCAUCGUUCAGGCACGUCGACAACGGCCAUGA
Messenger RNA from Mycosarcoma maydis (corn smut), 1563 nucleotides. RefSeq lists its product as uncharacterized. Lineage: Eukaryota; Fungi; Basidiomycota; Ustilaginomycetes; Ustilaginales. The record is from RefSeq and is a predicted model, not a curated record. The transcript is spliced from 3 exons. Gene Ontology annotation, biological process: C-terminal protein methylation. Bases 1 to 1563 code for a protein of 520 amino acids. Gene Ontology annotation, molecular function: protein C-terminal leucine carboxyl O-methyltransferase activity.